Messenger RNA from Mycetomoellerius zeteki, 1635 nucleotides. Its product is annotated as POC1 centriolar protein homolog A-like. The record is from RefSeq and is a predicted model, not a curated record. The transcript is spliced from 6 exons. Gene Ontology annotation, cellular component: ciliary basal body; centriole. The coding region runs from base 121 to 1590 and encodes 489 amino acids. Gene Ontology annotation, molecular function: protein binding. NCBI's taxonomy places the organism in Eukaryota, Metazoa, Arthropoda, Insecta, Hymenoptera, Formicidae. Gene Ontology annotation, biological process: cilium assembly.
AAAAUCGACUGUUAUAAUGUUUGGAAUCAUCAGUUAUAAUCGACAGUUAUUAUACGUUUGGACACAUCGUAUAAACCUUUUCGCUAAGAUAUUCUAUUAUUUUACUGUGCUGCUAGGACAAUGGAACAGACUGCCUCUAAAGGUAUGAGCUCAUACAUACAGAUGAAAGGUCUGCACGACAAGGACAUUACAGCAUUAAGCUUCCAUCCGAUACAAACUCAUAGAUUGAUAUCGAGUAGCCUGGAUAAAACAUUAGCAUUGUGGAGCACAGAUACGUUGAGUGGUAAAAAAUUUAAAGCCCAUGUAUCCAGUGUAUUAGACGCAUGCUAUUCACCAGAUGGUGACCUUAUAGCUACUACCUCUAAAGAUCAGUCUAUCCGAAUUUGGGACCCUAAAGAUCACAAAAAUUUCACAGAAUACAAAGGUCACUAUUCUGCUGUGAGAUCCAUACAAUUUAGUCCAAAGGGAGACAAGUUUGUUUCCGCGUCAAAUGACAAAAAAGUAAUGCUUUGGAUACCAUGUCGUGGAAAAUUCUUCCAGACAUUUAGUGGACAUAUAAAUAGGGUAAGAUGCGCUAAAUUUUCUCCCGAUGGAAAACUUUUAGUAUCGUGUAGCGAUGACAAAACAGUAAAACUAUGGGACAUUACCAGCGGACAAUGUGUCAAAACUUUUACUAACAUAAAAGUUCUCGCUAGAUACAUAGAGUUUCAUCCAACUGGUACAAUUAUUGCAUCAGCAAACGAGGAUGGGUGUAUUAAAUUGUAUGAUCUAAAAACAAAUUCUUUGUAUGAGCAUUACUCUGUUCAUGACGCAGGUGUAAAUAUGGUCAAAUUCCAUCCAAAUGGAAACUUGAUGUUAACAGCGUCUGAUGAUUAUACAACGAAGAUUGUAGAUUUUUUAAACGGGCGGCCAAUUUAUUCUCUCAGGGAACAUUAUGAUAAGGUAACAUGUGUAGCAUUUUCAAAUGAUGGUAAGCUUUUGGCUUCUGGUAGCACGGAUCGACAAAUCCUAGUAUGGAAGUGUGAUGAUUUAUGUGUGGAUGGUCAAAGUAGAGAGAGUUCUACAUUGCAGUUAACGUCUUCUACAACAACUAAUAGGAGCUUGAUAAUGCCGAGCUCUGUCAAACAAGAAUUUGAUGAUGAAGAUGAAAAAUCAAACACUCACUAUGAGGAUGAAAAAUCGAAAAGGAGCGAAAAAGAAGAUGAAGAAGAUGCAAAUGAAAAUCAAGAAAACUAUUUAUCAACCACAUUCAAAAAAUUGCACUCAGAAUCAGACGACAGUGAAAGCAUUUUAUCAGCAAAAAUCGUGGAACAUAAAAACGUAAACAUAACGAACGUUGAAUCUUCUCAAGAAGAUUAUGCAAAAUACGUGCCCAUAUUCCAAAAAAAAAAACAGCCCCACAGCUCGAAACAGUCCCAAGCGGUCUUAAAAAAAUGUCAGACAUUGUUUAACAGACGUUCAUCUAAUCAGUCUAUUGAAACACCAGCAGAUCCAGUUGUAAAGCAAAUACAAUCAUUACGUCAUAAUUAUGAUGUAUUAGAACAACGCUUGACAAUAUUAGAAAAGGAAUUUAAGAAACUAAAUCAUUAAUUUCUUCAGCUUAUAUUCAUUAAUUACUCUGAACAAUAUGUACGG